Leptosia nina is the source of this 306-nucleotide messenger RNA. The record is from the annotation of a GenBank genome assembly. Lineage: Eukaryota; Metazoa; Arthropoda; Insecta; Lepidoptera; Pieridae.
AUGUAUGAAAUGUCAAUUCAAGAGUUAAACGGCAGCGGGCCGAAGAAGAGGAAAAAGUCGCUAGAUAUUUCCGAUGAGAAAGACGCGCUCAAUGUGUGUGAGAAGAUAGAGGGAGUGAAAGAUGAGAAGAGCGGAGUGGAGUUGCUUCACUGGCGCGAUAUGCCGAAGCAUCUGCAGUUUAACCCCUACGUGCUGACUGGGUAUAGGCCACUGCAGGACUGGAGCGGUUGUCUUAGAAGCCUGUUUUACUUCCACAAUGAGACCAUUAAUAUUCUCACUCAUGGUAAUGUAAAAUUUUUAAAGUAG